AUGGCCACACUUCCACCAGAAAUUAUUGAGAAAAUUCUGGAACAGAUUUCAUCGAUCGAGAUUCUUUCGGAAAAAUGGGAUCUGGUUAGCCGAACCUUUCGUCGUCUCAUUCAGAGAAUUCUCUCGAAAAGAACCAUUUUUGAUACAACUCAAAAGGAAAAUACCCUUUUCUUUAAUGAUCUUCAUUCACCAGGAUCCUCACAUGAAUCAUGGGCUCUUUUGAGAAAUCUCUCUCAAAGACAAUUCAUUUAUGUCACUCAUUUACAAACUGAUAUUGCAACUUUGAGAAAAAUUCAAUCACAUUCUCAUGAAUGUUUCCAAUCACUUCAAUCAAUCUCAGUGGAUACAGGAAGAGCAAAUGAAUGGGCAAAUCAAUCAACAACAUGUUCAUGUUAUUCAUUUGAUGAACUUGUCAAUCAGUGUCUCUUUUCAUCAACCCGUCUUGUUCACAUUCAAUUGCAUAUCCGUUUGACUUCCUCGCGAGAUUGCUCAUCACUUUGUGAAGUUCGUGAAUUGGCUCGGUGUCUCAAUGAAAAGACGACAGAUUACGCGAGUUGGGAGGUGCAAUUUCACGAUUCGACACUUGAAGGUCAAAAAUGGAUGUCCCCUGUUGAACUGUGUCGAGCUGGCGAUCGAUCAGCUGUCGUUUAUUUGCGAGCUUUGGAUCAAUUGGGAAUUCGAAUCACAAGUCUUGCUUUAAUUGAUGAUUGUAAACCGUCUCCAUACAUGUUAGAAGGGCAAAAAUGUAAGCACAGAAGUCUUUACAUGUGGAAUGAAUUCAAGAAAUGUCAACAACUCUAUAUUGACUACGAUAUUGGCCUAGUGGCAACGUCUUUUGGUGCCCCUCCCCCACUUAUCAAAGAUAGUCUUUCUACCGUACACCUCGAACAAUCUCAUGUUCUUUAUAUCCAGGAAUUUCUCCAUUAUCUUUCUAUUGGAAGUGAUCUUGAUCAUCUUCGCGUUGUUGCCCCAAUUUCUUUCCCUCGUCGCGUUUCAUUGUGUACUCGUGGAUGUUUCCGUGCUCCCGAUUAUGCAUCUUUUCGACCUGAUGGAUGGGCUCAAGUCUCUCAGCUCUUGCCUCAAACCGAAUUCAUCCUCCAAAAUGGUGUCUCAGUGCCUGCUCCUCCAUCUUGCCUUUUAAGUAUUCCCACUUCUUCAUCUCCUCUUUCUUCACUUAUGCUAUUCUCAAAU
Messenger RNA from Mesorhabditis belari, 1191 nucleotides. The record is from the annotation of a GenBank genome assembly. NCBI's taxonomy places the organism in Eukaryota, Metazoa, Nematoda, Chromadorea, Rhabditida, Rhabditidae.